This is a messenger RNA of Glycine soja, 1769 nucleotides long. RefSeq lists its product as uncharacterized. NCBI's taxonomy places the organism in Eukaryota, Viridiplantae, Streptophyta, Magnoliopsida, Fabales, Fabaceae. The transcript is spliced from 2 exons. Gene Ontology annotation, biological process: ubiquitin-dependent protein catabolic process. The record is from RefSeq and is a predicted model, not a curated record. Gene Ontology annotation, molecular function: ubiquitin-like protein conjugating enzyme binding; ubiquitin protein ligase activity. Gene Ontology annotation, cellular component: endoplasmic reticulum. Bases 292 to 1506 code for a protein of 404 amino acids.
UAGGUUGUAUUAAAUGCUCCUUCUUGUAUUUAACAAGGGGGAAAGAAGCAAAACUGAAAGUGUAUUGCAAAUUGCAAAAUCAAAACUUUAGAGAACCUAGCGAUUAGGUAUGUCUUCUUCCCAUGUUUAUUAUGUGAAUGGCGCUUUGGAAUCAUACAAAUAAACCCCAACGUGUUUCAUCAUCGAUUCACCCAAAUUCAACGAAACAACAUCCUCAUAUCAAUGGGUCUUGAUGCAUAUGAAUUGUUGUUGAUUGCAUAAUUUGAAAAAAGAACUCAAGGUGUAUGUAUAAUGGAGCUUGAUUUGAAUCAGGAGCCAUCGGAUCCAACUCACGCUUCUCCAGAUGAAUUUGAUUCUUUGUUGGAAGAACUAGAAUCUGCCCAUGAACAUGUGCAGGACCGUAUUAGGCGCCUUGAAGCGAUAACUUCCAGAACCAGGCAGUAUUCGAGUUGGCCGCUGUUUCACACUCCAAUCCAAAUAACCAACUCUACUGGACAAACCAGCGCGCUAGCUGAUGCUCGUGAAGAAGAAAUGCCGAGCCGGGAAGUUGAGGAAAGAGUCGUUGAAAGUGGGAGAGGGUUCAAAAGGAAAGGUGCCCAUUUAGUAGCUAAGGCAUUGGGGAGGAUUGAAACAGAUGCCAAUAAGGAAGGGGGAAGCACUGGAAAUUUCUAUGAUUGCAAUAUAUGUUUAGACAGGGCAAGAGAUCCUGUGUUGACCUGCUGUGGUCAUUUGUUUUGUUGGCCAUGCUUCUAUCAGGUGCAAAUUGUCUAUUCAAAUGCAAGGGAAUGCCCUGUUUGUAAAGGAGAGGUCACUGAAACUGGCAUUUUUCCGAUUUAUGGCAAUUCAAGUGCCGAUGGCAGUUGUGAGUCAGGAUUGAAAGGAGCUGGUUUGAGAAUUCCUCCUCGACCCGCUGCACCCAGAAUUGAGAGUUUUAGGCAGCAGCUAAUAAGUCAGGGAGCAUCUUCUUCUGUAAUCCUAAAUAUCCGGCGGUUUCAUCACCUUAUUGGUGGGUUAGGAGCUCGAGUUCAGUCACAAAACCCCAAUGCUGCAACUGAUAGGAAUAAUGGUUUGCUCGCUCAAUCUCGCCCGCCAUCAAGCAAUGAUCGAGGUACUGGUUCCUCUCAGACUCCAAUUUCAACCUUGUUAGUGCAAGGAGCUGCUUCAUUUUCAUCCCUUUCAUCAGCAUUAAAUUCUGCGAUGGAUUCUGCUGAAAGAUUAGUUGAGGACCUUGAGUCAUAUUUUCAUAAUCACCAGACAAAUGGUGUCAAUACAAGUUCAACUCAUAAUGGGAAUGUUGCUGCAACUGAUUCCACACCUGCAGCUUCUACAUCUCCUUUUAGUAGGAAUGUUGACACCACUGCUAAUAUUGGCUCAGAAAUUCAGACAACAGAUAAUAACAUACAGACUGAGACUAGUACAUUGGACCCUUCUUCAUCUCGCAGAGGAAGCACUCGUGUUUCAACUUCAAGACAAGUUACAAAUGAUCGCAGAAGGAGGUCAAGAUGAAGGUCUUUUAUGUAAGGAGAUGUAAGUCAUAUUGCCCGAAUGUUCCCAGUUUAUAGAAAGCUACAAUUUGCUUUUCAUAGAAAAAUUUCUGUCUCUUUAAGCAAUUGGUAUGUAUAAAAGAAUAAACAAACAUUUUAAGCAUUUUGUGUGGUGUUAGCCAAUUUUUAUUCAAUGGAUGAGAGGAUAUUACAGCAAAUCAUCAGGAUAUCUCUCUUUUCCAUUAAGGAGCUUAUAAUAGUGAUUUGAUUGAUAUGUUUGCAACA